UGUGUGUGUGUGUGUGUGUAUUGUGCUUUACUCAGAGUAGUUAGCAGCAGAGAGAACGCAGCAAAAGGGGGUUACUUUGGCAAAGGAAAUCUUCUGAGUAGAGCGGAGCAGCAGAUCAGAAUUCAGAAACAAGAGCGAGAGCUGAAGUGUGAUUCUCUGGCGCUUGGGCUAACACUCAUCUCCAGGACAGAGCAGUGCCGGGCACUCACGUCAGCCCUGCUGCCCUUCUCGGAAUCCGCUAAGAGAUGAUGCAGCCUUGGAGCCCAGCAAGCCACCAGGAAGUUUGGCCGGAGCUGAUUUCUAGGGGAUUUUCCCGUGCCUAGGAGAAUCCUGCUUGCAUUGAGCUGUAUGGAGGAGGGCUCGAGUUUCCCAUGAGGGCCCCCCUUGGAAAAGCCGUCUGUACAGAAUCCAGGCUCUGCUUCUCUGAGUGUGCUAUUUACCCAAAGGCUUUUCCUCACCUUUGCUGAUUUGCUGGUGUGAUUUCCAUGCUUUGAGUCCUGAGUAGGGAUCCAGGAUGGAUUGCCUGUGCAUUGUCACCACAAAGCAAAACCAAGGCAAAUGCCCAGCCCAGAACUGUUCAGUGGAAGCUCCUGCAUGGAUGCCUGUCCAUCAUUGUACCAAGUAUCGAUACCAAGAUGAAGACGGUCCACAUGAUCAUUCCUUACCUCGGCUAACUCAUGAAGUAAGAGGUCCAGAACUGGUGCAUGUAUCGGAAAAGAACCUCUCGCAAAUAGAAAAUGUCCAUGGAUACGUUUUACAGUCUCACAUUUCUCCUCUGAAGGUCAGUCAGAUUACUCUUUAUGUUUCAUAG
Onychomys torridus (southern grasshopper mouse) is the source of this 811-nucleotide messenger RNA. Its product is annotated as disks large homolog 2-like. Lineage: Eukaryota; Metazoa; Chordata; Mammalia; Rodentia; Cricetidae. The transcript has 3 exons. The record is from RefSeq and is a predicted model, not a curated record. The coding region runs from base 515 to 811 and encodes 98 amino acids.